This is a messenger RNA of Menidia menidia (Atlantic silverside), 3461 nucleotides long. Lineage: Eukaryota; Metazoa; Chordata; Actinopteri; Atheriniformes; Atherinopsidae. The record is from the annotation of a GenBank genome assembly.
CCCCCCUACCCCCCCUUCAGCCCCACAACAGGGGGUUUAGCUUCCGACGAUGUGGCCGCCGGAGCGCCCGGGCUCGGGACGUCGCUCUCCGGGGCUCCUGGUGCUGGUUUCCACCGUCCUGUGCGCCGUCGGAGACUGCCUUUUUGUGACUGAAUACUUCACCCGCACGCCUCGUAAGCUGAACGCUUUCAACUCCUUCGCCAGUGUGGAACUGUUCCACUUCAAUGUGCCUGAUGACACCAUGAUGGCUGUUUGGAACCUCAUCACCUUCAAGGAGCAGGGCGGCACGUUCGGCGACAGCUGUCCAAACCGCAACGUGACAGUGUACUUCAGGUCUGGAGCCCCUCCUGUAAUCAACCCCCUGUACACCGGCUUCCCUCGGGAUACGGUCGUUCCGGGGUCGUUUGCCGUGACUCUCACCUGGACUCUUCCAAACCGCACAACCGGAGCAUUCAACGUCACCAGCCCCGUCCCUGGGGACUGGUUCCUGGCCGCACAUUUACCUAAGGAUGAAGGCAAGAUCUCAGUCAAGGGUCUGUCCGAGGAAUGCCAAUAUCUGUUCCAGCCACAGCUCAUCGUCCAGAGGCUGAUUGGAAUUUCCGUGCUCUAUCCCGGAUACUUCAUUGACCAAAUUAUCCCUGUCCACAACAGAUCUGCACUGUACAAGGUCUUUAUCCCCAAUUAUAUAUCAAAGGUGAAGGUGCAGCUGGUAAAUUGCAGCACCAAGAACAAAAGUAGCGACGCUUGUCCCGUGGUGCUGAAGAUAAGAGCCCGGGCGCCACCUGUGCAUAACUCAAGUGCCCUCGACUGCAGGGAGUGGAACCCGUGUGAAUUAGUCACCCUCGCACCAGCCUGGGAGCACUGGUACUACAUUCUUGUGGAGAGGUAUCUAAGUAACUCUGAUGUCUACUUUCGCAUCGGGGUUCAAAUCACAGAUUGCUCCAGGUCCGGUUCGUCGAAGGAGCAAGCGCAACCCGGCUCCUCCAUGAACAUGCCUCAGUCUUUUGGAACGGCCAUGGGUUUCUCCCUGCCUGAGACGUUGCUGAUGGCGGCCCUGCCCGGCCUGUCUCAGAACGCCAGUGGCCUCCGCGCCUCGGAGGACAGCGUGGUUUACGUGGCCCCCACAGCGGACGCCAACAAGUGCUGGCCCAUCCGCCCCACCCUGCGCAACGAGCUGGACACUUUCUCCGUGCACUUCUACGUCUUCUUCGGCCCAAAUAUAUCCAUCCCGCCGGACAGAGCCGCUGUCUUCACCAUUAACCUGAUGCCCGUUUUAGACAGUGGAGGAGUCCUCAACAUGGAGCUCAAACUGAAUAUGUCCACGCUGAAAGGAGCUAAUCUCACUGUGUUUGGCUGCCUGAACCACGGAACGCCUGUUUUCUUGCGUGAAAACUCAUCAUGGAAAUGUGAAUCAGAAUCUGAGACUGGGUUUUUCCUCUCCGUGAACGUGUCUGCAAAUAUCACCAAACUGAGGAUUCCCUUCCCACAGACAGGAACAUGGUACCUCAGUCUCCGCUCCCUAUGUGGCACUGAACAUGGGUUUGAGGAGUGCACCAACGUGACCGCAGAGGUGUAUAUGCGAUCCUAUCUCACUCCGUGCAUCAAUGACUGUGGGACGUACGGGCAGUGCAAGCUUCUGCGCACCAACAACUACCUUUACGCCGCGUGUGAAUGCAAAGCAGGAUGGAAUGGCUGGGGAUGCACCGACAACUCAGAGGCCUACUCCUACAGUUUCCAGCUCCUCUCCACUCUCCUGCUCUGUCUCAGUAAUUUGAUGUUUGUUCCGCCGGUGGCCAUCGCCAUCCGGAGUCACUACCUACUGGAGGCUUCAGUCUACAUCUUCACCAUGUUCUUCUCCACGUUCUACCACGCAUGCGACCAGCCGGGUAUUGUGGUCUUUUGCAUCAUGGAGUAUGACGUCCUGCAGUUCUGCGACUUCCUCGGGUCUCUCAUGUCGGUGUGGGUCACCGUCAUCGCUAUGGCCAGACUAAAGUCCAUCAUCAAACAGGUGCUGUAUCUGCUGGGGGCGAUGUCUCUGUCCAUGGCUUUGCAACUGGACCGUCACGGUCUGUGGAACCUGCUGGGACCCAGCCUGUUCGCUCUAGGCAUCAUGGCUGUAGCAUGGACGGUGCGCACCAUCCGCCGCAGACGCUGCUACCCGCCUACCUGGAAGCGCUGGGCGUUCUUCCUCUUCCCGGGCACCAUGAUCGCCACCUCGGCCGUGGCGCUGUACGCCUUCGUGGAGACGGAGGAGAACUACUUUUACAUCCACAGCAUCUGGCACAUGCUGAUCGCCGGGAGCGUGGGCUUCCUGCUGCCGCCCCGCGCCAAGCCCGACGCCAAAGUCACCCCGCUCAAGCGCAAGCGGGGCUGCGGCUACCAGCUCUGCGUGAACGAGCACGAGGAGCUGGGCCUGGUGGACCCGGCCAUCAUCUCCAUCAACAGCAUCUGCACCAGCUGAUAAGGUUUUACCUUAGAGACACUCCAUUGCCUUUCUUUCACUUGGAAAAAUUCACACAUGGGAAGUUAAGCCACAGAACUUGGACAAAAAAAAAGAAGAAGAAAAGUCAAACACAACCAAUGUAAAUACUUAAAAAAAAACCCCUGAUAUGACACACUGGAAUUUCUUUUACUGUGUUGUACUGGUCAUGGUAAUUACAGUAAGUAUGUAAUUAUUAUUAUAUAUAGUUAAAGUUGAUGACUUGUGAGUGUACCAUGACACACUGUUGUUUGUGAAUAUGUAUUUAAAGUCAAAGCUGAAACACUGCUGCUAUCUGACGGUGACUGUAAAACUGCUUCUGUUGGUUAUUUAUUGUUGGUCUUGUAAGCAGGCCAGUUACUUUAUCGUAAGGACACGGGGAAAAGGGGGGGGGGGGGGGCACGGUGAGACAUUUAUCAAGGGCACGGCUUUUCUGAGGUUCUUUUGAGAUAUAUCCUUUUGCACAGAGACACAAAAAUGUUAUUCUGUACAUUUUUAUAACGGUAUAAACAACAGUGGGCAUCACAUAUGUAAAAAACCUAGUUGUCAUGUGGAAUGUUAGACUGUCUUUGCAACUGCAAUGUACCACUUUUACACGAAUGUGCUCUUUUUUUUUGGUGGUUUGGAAGCAAUUCCAAAGUUCUGGAGAGAAGAGGGGGAGGCAGGGAUUCUUCAGAGACCUAAAACUAAGACCUCACCUCCCUGUUCUUCUCUGGCAGGAUCUGUAUGACUCUGCAUUCAUGAACAAUAAAUGUUUUCUUUCUUUGCCUCAGUAUCACUUUGCUGCAUUGGAAGCUUUUAAAUGUCGCGCAACUGGUGAAAUCUUUUCACAAAGACAUCAUAUUGCAAUUCCUGGCCCUAAUGGAAGCUAGUGGUUCUCAGACAGUGAGAUGAGACGCUGUCAACAGCAUCCUCCCAGGAAUAGAGCAAGAGAUAAAUAAUUCUCCUACACAGCAGCCGCAUGAAGGCAGCUUCAGAGCAC